AUGGCAUCACCCGCUAAACAAGCCUCGUCAAGAUGGGGCUCGUUCCUAUCGCAGGCUGUCGCUGGAGUCGAGGCCAAACUAGACACCAUUCUCGCCGACGACUAUGAUGAUGCUGCCCAGCAGAGCAAGGAGUCCAAACCAGCGGCAACUCCUCCGCCAGCAGCAUCCCCGGCGAAGGCCAGCCCAACGCCUUCAAGGACAGCCUCAACACGUACCAAUGAUCGCCUCCAAGAGCGGUUGGCCAGGGCCAUGGCCGCUAAGGCUGCCGGCAAGAACAUCGAUCGAACGUCAUCCUCUACACAAGCGAGCCCACGCCAGAGUUUGGAUGCGCCAAGCCGAGCCUCGACCGACAGCGUGGAUAGGCCGAAUAUCACAGCCAAGGACAGCCCAAAGGCCGUCGCAUCGCCGCGCGCAUCCUUAGACACACCCAGGAAAUCGCAAGAUACAACACAAGAGCCACCAGUGGAAUCAGGGGGCUCGGUGGACAGAACCAAAGAGGUGGAAUCACAGCCAGUUUCUAAAACAACCGACAGUGCGAGGGCCUCGACGGAUCAGCCACAUCUAGAAAACAUCACUGAUGUUGAAACACCGAAGACCGAAGCCAAGUUGGAGGCGCCUGCCGAGAUAGUCGCCGAGACCGAACCCAAACAGAGCGUCGAGGUCACUGAGAAGGAACAACCCAAUGGUCAGGAAACGAAAUCGGACGAUGCGCGACCGCAAAACCAAGACGAGAUCCACGCCUAUAUAGAGCGAAUCGAUGCUUUGGAGGCUAAGCUACAGUAUCUUGCAAGGGAGGCAUCUGCAGCGGCGCGCAAGGAGGCUUUGUCUGCGCCCGCCGGAAGUGCCGAAAAGAAGCUCGCGGAGAAAGAUCAACAAAUAGCCCAGCUGAUGGAAGAAGGGAAGAACCUCGCCAGUAACGAACAGAAACUGCGGACAAUCUUGAAGAACUUGCGAAAGAAACAAGCCGACGAUGAAAAGGAGAUUGGCAACCUCAGGGCGGCCAAAGAAAAGGCCGACAGGGAAAUAGAGAACUUGCGCAAGCGUGCUCGACACUCAGACGAACUCGAAAAGAGCCAAAAUGAGCUCCAGAGACGGUUGGACCAGUCACAACGGGAGCUCAACAACUUGCGAACGGAAGUCAAGUCCAAGGAUGCUAUCAUUGCUGAACUACGAUCACAGCUUCAAAAGGCUACUGAACAGGCGGAUGCCAUGUCGGCCAAGGUCAACGACAAGGCCAGGGAACAGGAUCAGCGGCGGAUAGCAGAAUUGGAGGAAUCCGUGGAAGCUCUCAAGAUCGAGAAGAACUUGGCGACCGACCGUGCCAAGGCGCAAGCCGAUGAACUCCGAAAAGAAGCCGAAAGAGCCAGCGAAAAGGCGAAGGCUCUCGAGUUGGAGCUGAAGGCCGAAGUCCAGGUGAUGGAAAGUAAGCUGGAAGCCAUGCGGACCCGUGCUGAAGAGGCGUCCUCGGGCGUAACGGGAGACUCCCAAGCCAAGUUGCUUAGACAGGUGGAAACCCUGCAAAGUCAAUACUCGAUUGCAAGCGAGAAUUGGCAAGGGAUCGAAACCACCCUUCGUUCUAGAAUUGUUAACCUUGAGAAGGAGCGAGAUGAAGCAUUGCAACGGGAGUCGGAUAUGCGCAGAAAGGCUCGUGAAGCUGCCCUCCGCGCGAGACGCAAUGAGGAAGAGCUGGAGGAAGCCAAGACCAAGGUGACCAGCCAGAAAGAUGUCGAAUCCUACCGGUCACAACUCGACUCUCUCAAGAAGCGCGUAGAGGAAACUGAAGUAGCCCUGAAACAGGCGCGAGCCGAUUUCGAGAAGCAGAAGCAGGCAUGGGAAGCUGAAAAGGAAGUGAUCAAAGAGGAAAGGGAAAGGGAAAGGGAUCUCCAAACACAAGGAAACCGCCCACGAUCCUGGUUGGAGGGUCUCCCUGGCGGCCCAUUCCUGAAGAACGAGGGCAGCAGGCCUGGAUCACCUCAACUGUCAACAGCGCAAAGGACCUACAGCACUGACUACCUAGGCAUCCAAGGCCUCUCAAACAAGGUCCGCAAGGCGUCAGCCCCAUCAAGCAACGGCGAUGCCGCGGUGGGAGCUAUUGCCAGCCGCCGUCCCUCCGGCCAGCCCGGUCUCAUCCGCACAUCAGUCGCCUCAGGCAGCACCCAACCAGGAAGCAACUCCCUCUUCAGUCCCACCACGGAGUCCAUGCCUCCAGUCACUCCCCUAUCUGCGAUCCACCCGCCAUCAGACGCAGGUGCCGCACCAGAAAUUCAGCACCCGCCGCGCGAGCUCCACCGCUCCGACACGGGCUUCGACAGCAUCGACUCCUCCUCCUCUCCACACAACGUCAUGCAAGACAUGGUCUCCGUGUCCACCAUUGCCGCGGGCCCCUCGGUCCAGCUCGUCGAGCGCAUGAGCGCCAAGAUCCGCCAGCUUGAGAGCGAGAAGGUGACGGUGCGCGAGGAGUUGGCGCGCAUCUCCAAGCAGCGGGAUGAGGCACGGGCGGAGAUCGUGGCGCUGAUGGGCGAGGUGGAGAACCAGAAGAAGGCCUGUGAGCGGGUUGCUGAGCUGGAAAGACAAGUAGCGGAGGUGAAUGAAAGAUAUGAGACCACGUUGGAGUUGUUGGGCGAGAAGAGCGAGGAGGUGGAUGAGUUGAAGGCGGAUGUGGCAGACUUGAAGGACAUGUAUAGGGAUUUGGUGGAGAGGACUAUGAAAUAA
Sordaria macrospora k-hell is the source of this 2712-nucleotide messenger RNA. RefSeq lists its product as uncharacterized. Gene Ontology annotation, cellular component: endoplasmic reticulum; Golgi apparatus. NCBI's taxonomy places the organism in Eukaryota, Fungi, Ascomycota, Sordariomycetes, Sordariales, Sordariaceae. The record is from RefSeq and is a predicted model, not a curated record.